AUGAUUAUAACCAUUUCUCAGUUGGGUCGCUUUGAUUCAACUUAUAACAAUUUUAAAGGAGAAAUAAAUGUUGAUUUUGGAAAACUCCGUCAUCUUUGGUGGCUAACUCUUGGUCCAACCGAGGGUCUUGGUGGCAUGAAAUAUUUUGAUUCUUUGUUGAAUUGCAGCAAUUUGGAACUAUUGGAACUUUCGGGGCUCCAACUAGAGAGGCGGAUACCUGAUUGGGUUGGGAACUUGACCAAAUUAAGAACAUUAAAAUUUCAAUAUUCCUCUAUUUCAGGCACCCUUCCUUCAUCUAUAGGAAACUUGCAUAGACUAACUGUACUUUCUUUAGGCGGAAACAACCUCACAGGCAUGAUUCCAGAAAGCAUCGGGAAGCUUAGCAACUUAGCGUACCUCAAUCUUGGUUUCAACACUUUUUCUGGGAUCAUUCCAAGAUCUAUAGGAAACCUUUCUUCUCUAAUCCAAGUUUCACUUAGAGAAAACAAAUUGGAGGGUACAAUACCCUCGAGUAUUGGAGCAUGCAAACAGUUGAUACUUCUAUCAUUUGCUUUAAACAACCUCAUAGGAACUAUACCAAAGGAAAUAUUCGAAUUGUCUUCACUUUCAAUAGCACUCGAUCUAAGUCGAAACAAUCUGUCAGGUGUGAUUCCACAAGGUAUUCAUCGCCUGAAAAACUUGGACUUACUUGAUUUGUCUAUGAAUCAUUUAUCGGGUGAAAUUCCUAGUAGUUUGAGCAGUUGCAUCAGCCUUCGAAUCCUAGACUUUUCAAGCAAUUCCUUUCAUGGAUUGAUUCGGGAAGAAUGGAGUUCUUUGAAAGGCCUCAUAUAUUUUAACCUAUCAAGCAAUAACUUUUCCGGACCUAUUCCAAGAUUUUUGGCGCAAAUUCCUUUAAGUUAUCUAGAUCUUUCAUAUAAUGAUUUUGAGGGAGAGGUAUAUGUUAAGGGUGUCUUCACAAACACAUCUGUAAUAUCAGUCCAAGGGAACCCUAGACUUUGCGGGGGAAUUGCUGAGCUUCGUCUACCCAAAUGCACAAGUAUCGAGUCCAAUAAGAAAAGCAAAAAGCUUUCUCUUGGUGGUAUUCUGGGAAUUUCACUAUCUUCUGUUGCUGCAUGUGUAGCUCUGGUGUUCUUUGUAUUGGUAUACUUUUGUGUAAAAAAGAAGAAAGACACACCAACAGAAUCAAUACAGAUCAUUGAAUCUUUUGAAAUGGUUUCAUAUGAAAGGAUUUUCAAUGCGACUGAUGGGUUUUCUUCACAAAAUCUUAUUGGUACAGGUAGCUUUGCUUCGGUUUACAAAGGAGUUCUAGAUGAAAAGAGUACGAAUGUGGCAAUCAAAGUACUAAACCUCCAAGAAAGAGGAGGUUCCAAGAGUUUUAUAGCCGAGUGUGAAGCCUUGAGAAAUAUUCGUCAUCGCAACCUGGUUAAGAUCAUAACUGCUUGCUCAAGCCUGGAUUUCAAAGGUAAUGAUUUCAAAGCUUUAGUCUAUGAUUUCAUGCCAAAUGGAAGUCUUGAGAGUUUGUUGCAUUCAUGCACGAAACUAGACCAUAUGCCUCCUCAUCAUUCAUGUAAACUAGAUCUCAUUCAAAGAAUAAGCAUUGCUAAAGAUGUGGCUUGUGCUCUUGAUUAUCUACACAACCAUUGUGGAAAUGUAGUUGUUCACUGUGAUUUGAAGCCAAGCAACAUUUUAUUAGAUGUUGAUAUGGUUGCUCAUAUUGGAGACUUUGGGCUGGCAAAAAUUCUUACACUUGAACAAAUUCCUAAUGCAAACAUGAGCAGUUCAAGUGUUAUGAGAGGAACUAUUGGGUAUGCAGCACCGGAAUAUGGACUUGGAAAUAAAGUAUCGACCGAGGGGGACAUCUAUAGCUAUGGGAUCCUAUUGUUAGAGAUGUUGACCGGAAAAAGACCUGUUGAUCUAAUAUUUCAACAAGGACAGAGCCUGCAUUCUUAUGCAAGGAAAGCUGUGGCGGAUGGUUUUGUGCUUCGUAUUGUGGAUCCCAUGCUUCUUAAUGAUGAUGUCAACCACACAUUUUUAAUUUCAUUAGUACAAAUCGGAGUGCAAUGUUCUUCUGAGUCUCCACAUGAUCGAAUGGAUAUUGGGAAUGUUAUUCAAGAGUUGCUUUCUAUGCUCGGUAAAGCUACUUCAAACUCCACAUACAAAUUUGGUGCGCGUGCCACCCAAGAAACUAUUGUGUGA
This is a messenger RNA of Lactuca saligna, 2196 nucleotides long. NCBI's taxonomy places the organism in Eukaryota, Viridiplantae, Streptophyta, Magnoliopsida, Asterales, Asteraceae. The record is from the annotation of a GenBank genome assembly.